This is a messenger RNA of Chironomus riparius, 2302 nucleotides long. NCBI's taxonomy places the organism in Eukaryota, Metazoa, Arthropoda, Insecta, Diptera, Chironomidae. The record is from the annotation of a GenBank genome assembly.
AAAAAAGUCAAACAAAAAAAUUUUUUCUCAUUCAACAUAAAAAUUAUCACGGAGCCAAAAACAGCCUAAAAAUUCGGUCACUUAGACACUCAAUGAACCCAUAUUCCAACAGCACAGGAUGUGUACCGCUUUUGUCACAGGAAACCGAGCUCCUCAAUCAUCUUUACCAUGAGAUUCGCAACAACAAAUACAACUUUCCAAACUCAAAUCUACGUAAACUAAUUGAAAGCUACCCACGCGAUGCCAGACGUGAGUUAAUGAAACGUGAGCGGGACGGGAUCUGUCCACUAUUCUCAUCAGCACUUAAUGGAAACUCAAUGGCUGUCGAGUACUUAGUCACAACCUGCAAUGCUGAUCUGGAACAGAAAAAUCUUUACGAAGUCGAGGAAGAGAAGACGUUCCAUUACUCAACGCCAUUGUGGGCUGCAGCUGUGGCUAAUCAUUUGCCAGUUGUGAAGCUUCUCGUGCGACUCGGUGCAAAUAUUAAUGCCAUAAGUGAUUCAGGCUCAACAGCCGUGAGGAGUGCCUGCUUUAUGACCAAUAUUGAUGUUGUACAAUUUCUGGUCGAAUCCGGUGCUAAUUUUAAGCUGCCCAACUUUAAUGGCGGAACGUGCUUGAUUAAUUCCGUUCAAAGUAUUGAGCUGUGCAAGUAUCUUAUCGCUAAGGGUGCUGAUGUUAAUGCCAGAGACAUCCAGAACAAGACAGCACUUCACUAUGCCAUCCAAGAGUACCGACUCGAGACAACAAAGCUUCUCAUCGAGCAUGGUGCCAAUGUGUUCUCAAAAUCCCGCUAUGGUGAUGAUGCCUUGCAAACAGCAUGUCUCAAAGGUGCUCAUGAAAUUUUCGAGUAUUUAAAAUCGCGGAUUUAUUUCACGCCAGAGCGACUUGCGAAUGCUUACGAGCUGAUAGGAACAACAGUCAUAUCUGAUGAUCAUCAACUGCACAACCAUAAUAAUGAGAAUCAUGCAAUUACUUAUUGGCGUCAAUCGAUCGACAUCCGAACUCGUGAAAAUAUUCCAAAGGAUAUUUUGCCGGUUCGGUCUGCAUUUGGUGGAAUUCGUGAAUUUUCGAACCAUGAAGAGCUUAAUAACAUCGAGAUGGACUUGGAUGAUAUGAGGAUGACAGCUCUUGUGAUAAGUGAGCGGAUUCUUGGUACACAUCAUCGAGAUUUCUUAUUCCGACUUCUUUACCGUGGUGCAUUCUUUGCUGACUCAAUGCGAUAUGAUAGCUGCCUGAAACUUUGGAUUCUGUCGCUGGAAAUCCGCGUUGAACGCAAUACAAUUCUUCAUUCCGAUACUGUUUUUGUAGCUCAAGCAAUUAUCAGACUUAUGCUGAACUUGAACCUUAAAGACAUCGAUUUGAUUCAUUUUGAGGGUGCGGCACUUCAGCCACAUGACAUGCCAAAUUUUGAGGAGAUUCACAAAGUUUUUCAGCUCUUGACUACCGAGAUUGUUGAGAUGAAGCAACUGCUAGCCAUUCGUCCGAUUUAUAAGAAGCAACAGGAUAAUUUUGACAAGGUUCUUAAAUGUGUCACUCAUCUGAUCUACUUAAUGCUUGAUACAGCUAAUAAUUGUGAAGAGAAGCUUGAUCUUGUUUAUGCUGGUGUCUUUAGGAUCGUUAGGAAUAAUGUGACAACAUCAAAUCAUGACACAUUGCUUCAUAUGUGUGUAUCAAGGCUGAAUUAUGUCAAACAUGGAUAUUUUGCAGAUCAUAACAUUACAGCUAAGUCUGUGUUUCCUAAUUUGAGGGUUGUGAAGAUGCUCUUGCAGUGUGGAUCGCCUGUGAAUGCUAGGAAUGAUUGUCGGUCAACUCCGCUGUUUAUUGCGUCAAAUCCUUACAAUUAUAACUUUGAGCUGAUCGAGACUCUCCUCAACUCCGGAGCCGAGCUCGACUACCCCAACAAGACCGGAGAUCGUCCACUAAAUCUAAUCAUAUCAAAUCCAUCAAACAAUAUUCCGAUCAUAAAUUAUCUCACCUUAAAAUGCUUAGCAGCAACAGCCAUCUGCAAAUUUCGUAUUCCUUACAAAAAUUUAAUACCAAAGACACUCGAGACAUUUGUUCAGGAUCAUUUAGGAUAAAUAAAAGUUUUUGACAGGCUUUAUAUAGGCGCAUAUACAGCAUUUAUUAAAAAUUGUGUGAUUAUCAAACAAAAUAGGAAAUUAAUUAUAAUAGAGUAAACAAUUGACAACAAAAAUACAAUUUUUAUUAUUUAUCUAAAUUAUGAUAUUUCUGACUCCGUAUUUAUCAAUAAUAUUUAAAUAGUUCAUAAACAUUCUAUAAUUAAUAUACUUGGGUUGUGUAG